AUGGAUUCUGAUCUAUGGAGAAUCAUUAAGAAUAGAAAAGAACCCUCCUUGAGUAGAGUAGUUCAGAGACUGUGUUUUAAUAUUUUGAAAGCUCUGGAAUACAUGCAUGGACUUGGGUAUUGCCAUCAUGAUCUCAAGCCUGAAAAUCUCUUGUUGAAGGGAAACAACAUCAAAAUUUCAGACUUUGGGCUUGCUAUUAACUUGAAGGAGAAAAUGGAAAAUAAUGAGCCCUUGGAUCCAAAUGUUGCAACCAUAGCCUAUAAAGUGCCUGAACUUUUUCUCAAAUCAUCAUCCUAUGAUUUCGCCAUUGAUAUGUGGUCACUUGGAGUCAUAAUAGCUCAGUUCUAUGGUCUUGAACCCAUUUUUGGAAGUAGAAGUGACUGGAGAAAUCCGAUUUAUAACAUAUGCUCUAUGAUUGGAUGCCCCAAUGAAAAGACAUGGCCUGAGGGAUUGAAGUUAGCAGAGUCAUUGGACUACCAGUUUCCAAAAGAGUUUGAUGGGGAGAAUUGUAGGAAGAAUUUGCGUAGAUUGAUGUCGACUGCGAGUGAGGAAGUGAUUGACCUUGUAAAGCGUUUGUGCUCGUGGGAUCCCAAACGCAGACCCACUGUAAAACAAGCACUCAACCACCCUUUUUUCCAGUCGUGUAAUAAUACUAUGAAUCCAAAGUUUUUCAGGUAUUAG
Messenger RNA from Cryptomeria japonica (Japanese cedar), 681 nucleotides. Its product is annotated as cyclin-dependent kinase F-4-like. Gene Ontology annotation, biological process: intracellular signal transduction; protein phosphorylation. Lineage: Eukaryota; Viridiplantae; Streptophyta; Pinopsida; Cupressales; Cupressaceae. The transcript has a single exon. Bases 1 to 681 code for a protein of 226 amino acids. Gene Ontology annotation, cellular component: nucleus; cytoplasm. Gene Ontology annotation, molecular function: ATP binding; protein serine/threonine kinase activity. The record is from RefSeq and is a predicted model, not a curated record.